Messenger RNA from Brachypodium distachyon (stiff brome), 1353 nucleotides. RefSeq names its product ethylene-responsive transcription factor ERF025. The coding region runs from base 113 to 718 and encodes 201 amino acids. The record is from RefSeq and is a predicted model, not a curated record. Lineage: Eukaryota; Viridiplantae; Streptophyta; Magnoliopsida; Poales; Poaceae. Gene Ontology annotation, biological process: regulation of DNA-templated transcription. The transcript is spliced from 2 exons. Gene Ontology annotation, molecular function: DNA-binding transcription factor activity; DNA binding.
AGAUCGUUAACUGUAUCAAUGUCAUAGCAGCAGCCAUAUAGAUUAGUAUUAACUAUACAAGCUUACUGGUAUAGUGCAGUGCUAGCUAGCCUUACCCUAACUGAUCGGAGCAAUGUCUGAGCAUGGCGGGUCGUCGGGGAAGCACCCAUUCUACCGCGGCAUCCGGAGCCGGUGCGGGAAGUGGGUCUCGGAGAUCCGGGAGCCCCGGAAGGCGCGCCGCAUCUGGCUCGGCACGUUCCCGACGCCCGAGAUGGCAGCCGUGGCCUACGACGUGGCCGCGCGCGCUCUGCGUGGCCCCGACGCCGCGCUCAACUUCCCCGCCAUCGCCGCCUCGCGCCCGGCCCCGGCUUCCACCUCCGCCGACGACAUCCGCGCCGCCGCAGCAGCCGCCGCCGCCUCGCUGGCCGGCGGCGGCGGCAUUGCUCCUCCGGGGGGCGCAGCUGGAUCGGCUGUGCAGCAGCAGCAGCAGUUCGGAGGGGGCAGUGGUACCGCUGCUGGAUCGGAGGAAGCUGCGAGCAUUGGGGCGAAUUACUACAAUGUGAAUCAGCAGCAGCAGUACUUCCUGGACGAGGAGGCCCUGUUCGAGACGCCGCAGUUCCUGCGGAGCAUGGCGGCCGGGAUGAUGAUGAGCCCCCCGAGGCUCAGCCCCGACUCCUCCGACGAAUCACCCGACCCUUCCGAGGCCGGGGAGAGCCUCUGGAGCUACCGUGACCCAUAGAUUGCCUGCUCGCCACCAUAUGCCACGGUAAGGACUAAGGAGGCGCAAGCAUACCGGUGUGGCCGGAGCGAGCCCCGGUUUUCCUCUCUGGUAAACUCAUGGCAGAUCAAUCGAUUCGGUGGUGUUUAGCGUCCGCCUGAUCGAUCUACCUCUGUCGACUCCUCUCUGCUCAUUUUCUCUCAAUUCCCGCCCCCCCCCCCCCCCCCCCCCUUCGGUUUGAAGUGUUUUGGACCUUCUGGUUUGACGAAAGCCAGGAGGGAGAAGGUCUCCCGGCCGUUUCACUUGACCUCUCUUUCAAGUAUCCGAUCGAUCAACCAUUGCAGUAUAUAUAUAAAGCUGCAGGGAGAAGAUAUAUCCUUUAAAAAUGUCAAGUGGGUCACGAGGAGGCCAUGUAUAUAUGUUGGAUGGAGUAGUGUAAGUUUGUACUGUGCAAAUUAGUACUAUUUUGGGGGGUGGAUUGGCUAUAAGAUGCGCACACGCAUCUCUCCACCUUUCCCCUUUUUGAAACGCUCGUCGCUGACGAUGUAAAAGUGUUAGUGGAGUGUGCACGGUGUAAAGUUUUUGCCUAGGCUGUUGAGAAAGAUGUAGACGUCAACAACUUUGGAAUAUGCAAUGGGUCAGUGUUUCUGGAAUCA